AUGGGUUUCACGCAGACGUUAAUGCAGCUGCUUUUUCGGGAGAAUUUCAGCAUUGCUAUACAGAGCAUUCUUGUCGGCCUCAUUACCACGUAUGUUCUCUCGAGCCUUCUUUCUCACCACUACAACAGGGUUAAGGCACCCAGAGUUGGAAAGAACCCAUGGAUUUCAGGAUUGGUUCGCGCCCGCUCAGACUUUGUCAGGAAUGGCAAAGACUUGACGAAAGAAGGUUACAUUCGAUACAAGGAUUCCAUGUACUGGAUCCAGACUGGGGACAUGGAACGUCUGGUGCUUUCCAACCGCUACCUUGAUGAGCUGCGAAAACUUCCAGACUCGCACAUAGACAGCAAAGCAGCUGUCGUCGAAAGAAACUUGGGCUGGUACAACCGCGUCGACAUUAUCCUGAAGAGCACGGCGCAUGUGGACGUCUGUCGUACCCAGCUUGUUCAGAACCUUGACUUCCACUUUUACAACGCCGCUGCAACGAUUUUGAACAUUGUCAACAGGAGCGCUGCGAAAUCUCUUGUCGGCGAGCCGCUUUGUCAUGACGACAAAUGGCUGCGCACGAGCUUGGAGACAACUGUAAAUACGGGCAUGCUGUGCAGAAAUUUGCAGAAGUGCCCUGCUAUUCUAAGGCCUCUGAUAUGCCCUUUCACAGCGGCGCGCAAGAAUUUGGAUCGUAGUUUUGACGUCGCGCAAGAGUUACUGUCGGGAGUGAUCAAGGAUCGACAACGCGGCGACAAAAACGUCGAUAUUCUGCAAUGGCUAAUCGACAGCUACAAGGGAGAUGAGCUCAGCAUUCCGUUCUUAACCAAUCAGACCCUCUUCAUAGCAAUUGCAUCCACUCGUUCCACAGCGACGUCAAUCGUCAACGCCAUUUUCGAUCUCAUCGCCUUCUCGCAAUACCAACAGCCACUUCGUCAGGAGAUAGAAGAGGUCCUGACCGAAUCUCGCGGCUGGAAUCUGUCUGCCCUUAAAAGGAUGAAGAGACUCGAUAGCUUUAUCAAAGAAUCCCAGAGGCUGAACCAUCAUAUCCUUCUCUCAUUCAAUCGCAAAGUGCGACGUAAAAUUACUCUUUCGGAUGGCGUCACAAUCCCCCCAGGCACAUUCAUCUGUACUCCCGGGUACUGGGCCGCCCGAGACCCCGAAAUCUUCGCGGAUGGAGAGGAUUUCAAGCCCUGGCGGUGGCUCGAAUUGCGAGAAGCGGCCGAACGAGAAGGCAAGAGUGUCACUCCGUACCUGGCCAGCAGCACAAGCCCGGACAAUCUUCAUUGGGGGUAUGGCCGAAACGCGUGUCCGGGGCGCUUCAUGGCGGCCGCGGAGAUCAAGCUGAUUCUCGCCUGGAUCUUGUGGCAUUUUGAUAUUUCGUUCCCCCCGGGCCAGAGCGAAAGGCCGGAAAGCCUGUUCGUGGACGAGCGAGUCAUUCCGUGUCCCACACAAGAGAUUGGCUUUCGACGACGCAGGACGUGA
Messenger RNA from Rasamsonia emersonii CBS 393.64, 1467 nucleotides. RefSeq lists its product as uncharacterized. The transcript is spliced from 3 exons. The record is from RefSeq and is a predicted model, not a curated record. Gene Ontology annotation, molecular function: heme binding; iron ion binding; monooxygenase activity. NCBI's taxonomy places the organism in Eukaryota, Fungi, Ascomycota, Eurotiomycetes, Eurotiales, Trichocomaceae. The coding region runs from base 1 to 1467 and encodes 488 amino acids.